AUGGAACAGGAGUUCAAUAUGACAAGUAAACAAAUUAUUAGUGAUGAAUUGAUGGCAUCAAUGCGAUUACUUGUAAUGACAGAACAGGAAUUGAAUGAUUAUGACAUAUCCAAUCUAUCAAAGUUAUUAACAACUAUGGUUAGUAUUGAGAAUGAAAGAAAUGUAUUGAGUGAGUUAGAAAAUUUAUUUGAAGAAAUGAAAACAGUCGCUUAUACAACGUCAUUAGAUGAUAAUGUAAAACGAUUAAAUGAUGAAGAUACACGUUUAUGUGAUGAAGAACGAUAUAGUCUGAUCUAUUUAAUUGGACAAAAAUCAAUAAUUCACAAAGUAUUAAUGUCAAUUCAGCAAAGAAGAUCAUUAUUAGAUCAAAAUCAAGAACAAGUCUAA
This is a messenger RNA of Didymodactylos carnosus, 387 nucleotides long. NCBI's taxonomy places the organism in Eukaryota, Metazoa, Rotifera, Eurotatoria, Philodinida, Philodinidae. The record is from the annotation of a GenBank genome assembly.